AUGUCUUUUCACGCCUCCGUUCUCCGAGCGGGUUCGAAAGCCGCUUCAUCGUCAACCACAUUCAUUUGCACUCAAUGCAGAAACGCAACCCUUCUCCGCCGUCCUAAGAGACCAUAUACAUUCACACAACUCAUCGCACUCUCUGAUGGAAGCACAUUUACCCACCGCACCACAUCUCCUCAAGCUGUCUACCGAUCUACACGCGACACCCGCAAUGCGCUGCUAUGGAACCCCAGCAGUGAAAAACUGCUAAAUCUUGAAGACGACGAGGCAGGUCGAUUAGCUGCUUUUAGAAGCAGGUAUGGACGAGGGUGGGACUCUACUACGAAAAUCUCUGCAGAGGAUGCAGCUGCCGCCGAGAAUCUUGCCGGUGCCGAAGUUGGAACUGCGGCUACGCCUCAACAGACGGCUAAGGCACUCGAGAAGGAGAAGAUCGUGGAAUCUGAGUUUGAAGAAGAGGAUGAGGAUAGUUUGUUGGACUUAAUUAGUUCGUUUGGGCAAGAAAACCCUUCUUCUGGAUCAAAGAAGAAGUAG
This is a messenger RNA of Trichophyton rubrum CBS 118892, 534 nucleotides long. Its product is annotated as mitochondrial 54S ribosomal protein YmL36. The record is from RefSeq and is a predicted model, not a curated record. NCBI's taxonomy places the organism in Eukaryota, Fungi, Ascomycota, Eurotiomycetes, Onygenales, Arthrodermataceae. Gene Ontology annotation, biological process: mitochondrial translation. Gene Ontology annotation, cellular component: mitochondrial large ribosomal subunit. Bases 1 to 534 code for a protein of 177 amino acids. Gene Ontology annotation, molecular function: structural constituent of ribosome. The transcript has a single exon.